GUUUUACUUCAUCGACUUGCAAGUUUCCAUCGAGUUUGGAGUUUCCCACCGAAUGAAAAUACAGGAAAGGAGGUGACCUGUCUGGCUUGGAGACCAGAUGGCAAACUCUUGGCCUUUGCUCUUGCUGACACCAAGAAGAUCGUUCUGUGUGAUGUAGAAAAGCCGGAGAGCUUGCACUCCUUCUCCGUGGAGGCUCCAGUCUCCUGUAUGCACUGGAUGGAAGUGACUGUAGAAAGCAGUGUUCUGACAUCCUUUUAUAAUGCUGAGGAUGAAUCAAAUCUUCUUCUACCUAAACUACCUACAUUGCCAAAAAAUUAUAGCAACACCUCAAAAAUAUUUAGUGAAGAAAAUUCGGAUGAAAUUAUUAAACUCUUGGGAGAUGUCAGGCUUAAUAUUCUUGUCCUUGGAGGAAGCUCUGGAUUUAUCGAGCUUUAUGCUUAUGGAAUGUUCAAAAUUGCUCGAGUCACAGGGAUCGCUGGCACUUGUCUCGCGCUGUGUCUGUCGAGUGACUUGAAGUCGUUAUCAGUGGUCACAGAGGUGUCUACCGGCGGCGCUGCCGAAGUUUCAUACUUUCAACUGGAAACCAACCUACUGUAUUCUUUCUUACCUGAAGUGACUCGGAUGGCUAGAAAGUUUACUCACAUUUCAGCUCUUUUACAGUAUAUAAAUUUGUCACUAACGUGUAUGUGUGAAGCAUGGGAAGAAAUACUCAUGCAGAUGGAUUCUCGUCUCACCAAAUUUGUGCAGGAAAAGAACACAACCACGUCAGUACAAGAUGAAUUCAUGCAUUUGCUGUUAUGGGGGAAAGCAAGUGCUGAACUUCAGACCCUCUUGAUGAACCAGCUCACAGUCAAGGGCUUGAAAAAGCUUGGCCAGUCAAUAGAGUCAUCAUAUUCCAGUAUACAAAAGUUGGUCAUAAGUCACUUACAGAGCGGCUCCGAGUCUUUGCUGUAUCAUUUAAGUGAACUGAAAGGAAUGGCCUCGUGGAAACAGAAAUAUGAACCUCUUGGGCUCGAUGCCUCAGGAAUUGAAGAUGCUAUUACUGCCGUGGGUUCCUUUAUCCUCAAGGCCAAUGAACUCCUCCAAGUUAUAGAUAGUAGUAUGAAAAACUUCAAAGCAUUUUUUCGGUGGCUUUAUGUGGCAAUGUUAAGAAUGACGGAAGACCACGUGCUUCCCGAGCUGAAUAAGAUGACUCAAAAAGACAUCACAUUUGUUGCAGAAUUUCUUACUGAACAUUUCAAUGAGGCUCCAGACCUUUAUAAUCGCAAAGGAAAAUACUUUAAUGUUGAAAAAGUUGGUCAGUACUUGAAAGACGAAGAUGAUGAUCUGGUGUCGCCCCCAAACACAGAAGGGAACCAGUGGUAUGACUUCCUUCAACAUAGCAGCCACCUGAAAGAAAGUCCUUUGCUAUUUCCAUAUUAUCCUCGAAAAUCCUUGCAUUUUGUGAAAAGGCGGAUGGAGAACAUUAUUGACCGAUGUUUGCAAAAGCCAGCGGAUGUAAUUGGAAAGUCGAUGAAUCAAGCAAUCUGUAUUCCAUUAUAUAGAGACAAUAGAAGUGAGGACUCUACCCGUAGAUUGUUCAAAUUUCCAUUUCUCUGGAAUAAUAAAACUUCGAGUCUGCAUUAUCUUCUUUUUACUAUUUUAGAAGAUUCACUUUAUAAAAUGUGUAUCUUAAGGAGACAUACUGAUAUUUCCCAAUCUGUGAGUAAUGGGCUAAUUGCUGUUAAAUUUGGGAGCUUCACAUACGCUACAACUGAAAAAGUCAGGAGGAGGACUCGUUUCAAUUCUAGCACCUACAGUUGUUUAGACGCACAGUUUUAUGAUGAUGAGACGGUCACGGUAGUCCUGAAGGACACGCUAGGACGCGAAGGAAGGGACAGACUGUUGGUUCAGUUGCCGUUGUCUUUAGUGUAUAACAGUGAAGAUUCUGCAGAGUUUCAGUUCACUGGGACUUACUCCGCAAGGCUAGAUGAGCAACGCAGCGCUAUUCCCACACGGACCUUGCAUUUCGAGAAGCACUGGAGAUUGCUGGAAAGCAUGAAAGCGCAGUACGUCGCGGGGAAUGGUUUUCGGAAAGUGUCUUGUGUGUUAAGCUCGAAUCUCCGUCACGUGCGGGUAUUUGAAAUGGACAUCGAUGAUGAGUGGGAGCUGGAUGAGUCUUCUGAUGACGAGGAGGAGGCCGGCAGCAAGCCUGUGAAAAUCAAGGAGGAGGUGCUGUCCGAGUCGGAGGUGGAGAGCCAGCCUGCUGGUGCCACUGCGUCAGCCCCGGAGGUAGUCAUCAAAGUGGAAAAACUGGACCCUGAGCUGGACUCCUGAGCAAGCUGUCCAGGACUCAUGCAUUGUGAUGGCCGAAAGAUGUCAGACAUGGGCUAAGGUGUCUUGGACCACUCUUCGUGUUCUUUGUGCAACAAAGAAAUAAACAGUCAAUUUUA
Molecule: messenger RNA, 2432 nt
Organism: Tupaia belangeri chinensis (Chinese tree shrew)
Lineage: Eukaryota; Metazoa; Chordata; Mammalia; Scandentia; Tupaiidae
Gene: ANAPC4
Product: anaphase promoting complex subunit 4
Biological process (GO): regulation of mitotic metaphase/anaphase transition; protein K11-linked ubiquitination; anaphase-promoting complex-dependent catabolic process
Cellular component (GO): anaphase-promoting complex; nuclear periphery
Molecular function (GO): protein binding
Source: RefSeq, a predicted model, not a curated record